CGGGCCCCCAGGCGGAGCGGCGGGCACCGAGUCACCAGGCACGACAGUGGGCUCCGAGUCAACUGGUAUGACCGCAGGCACUGGGUCAGACAUUGUAUGGUCUGGCUGGACAGCGGGCAUCGGGUCACCAGGCAUCAGGUCAUUUGGCUCGACAGCGGGCACCGCGUCAUCUGGCAAGGCACGGGCACCGCGUCAUCUGGCAAGGCAGUGGGCUCCGAGUCAACUGGUAUGACCGCGGGCACUGGGUCAGACAUUGGAUCGUCUGACUGGACAGCGGGCACUCUGGGUCACCAGGCAUCAGGUCAUUUGGCUCGACAGCGGGCACCGCGUCAUCUGGCAAGGCAGUGGGCUCAAGUCAACAAGUCAACUGGUAUGACCGCGGGCACUGGGUGGGUCAGACAUUGGAUCGUCUGACUGGACAGCGGGCACUGGGUCACCAGGCAUCAGGUCAUUUGGCUCGACAGCGGGCACCGCGUCAUCUGGCAAGGCAGUGGGCACCGGGUCACC
Molecule: messenger RNA, 507 nt
Organism: Staurois parvus
Lineage: Eukaryota; Metazoa; Chordata; Amphibia; Anura; Ranidae
Source: the annotation of a GenBank genome assembly